GUCAACUAGACAGCCUACUGGCAACGAGUGGUGAUUUCUUUCUUUUUUUCUGCCCCGACCAGGCUGGAUAUAGGCGACCGUGCUUCUACUUUGCUGCAGCCCGACAUUAAAUGCGUUUUUUACCCACAGUUAGGCUCUUGCAUCGUUUCCUCCCAACUGGCUUUCGGCUCAACGGAUUUUGUCUUUCUUUUUUUCUUUUAUGUUGCAUGGAGUAAUUGUCGGGAUAUGUGCAACCUUUUCCAAGUGAGAUACGAGGAAAUUAAGUAAAAGCUUCCAAGACGUGCCAAGGGGAUGAAGGACUAAAUCUGCUGGAAAUAAAAAAAGAAAAGGUAAUCGGGACUUCAGUGAUGAGAUGAGACAUCCCCUCAUCGCACCCAUGUUCUUAAACAAAGGUAUCCGGACUUGAGUUGUUGAAUAAUGUUGUGACUGCGGAUUCUUUUAGUUUUUUCUUCAUCCGAUGUGCAAUUUGAAAGCAUAGAGCCGAAGAGGACAUUUGGUCACUGCUUGUAAUAUCGCCCUCAGAGCAAGAUGUGUAUCCGAAAUGCGAAUUAAGUAUUUGCUGACACCCAGGCGGAGGUUUUAACACGGACUUAUUGAACCCGUUAUUCUUCUGCACGGAAGAUUGAACAUUUUGUGGACUUGUGCUCAAAGGAAUUUUCAUUUCUGCAGUCCGAUCGUUUCCCCUCCUUUCAGCCCACUUGGAAAUGGACAGUUCAUCGCAUGAGUCAUGUGUAGGACCAGUGUGCCGCUUGAGAAGAGCUGCACGGAUUUACAGGGCUAAAUCACUGUUGUGAGAACAUUCAGCAUGUUUUCUCAGAUCUGUCGUCCCCAAUGUUUCGCCCGCUGCAGUAGACCGGAGGAUGUGCUCUGCCUGAGAAGAGUAGAAUAGGCUAAGGCACUUGUUACCAUUAUAGGGUUCACGCCAUGAUAUUAUGUGCAUACUAGAAGAGCUUUCCGUCACCCCAAACACUUUUCUGGACAUUUUAAUGAGAUGCUUCAUUUGGAGCCUUUUUUCACGGUUUUCUCUGACGUGCAUUCUCGUGCUAAAUUAGCGAGCUCUUUAUCCGGCUGAGAAAAAGUCAACAGGUACAAUGCAAACCAAGGAGAUGGAAUUAAUACAAACAAUUGCUGUGUUCCUCCUUUCUUGGAUCGCGGCUGAGGCUGUUAUCAACCUAAAGUAUGGAAUAAACGAGGAGAUGAAGCCCGGGUCAGUCAUUGGAAACGUGACAAGGGACGCACUAAAGCAAGGAUUUCAGAUUGCUUCUCAGCCCCCGUACUUGAGGGUCAUUUCCAAUUCAGAACCACGAUGGGUGGAACUCAGUCCAGCCGGAAUCCUUACAACCCAAAUGAAAAUAGACCGCGAUGUAGUUUGUCGACAGAACCCAAAGUGCAUUAUUUCCCUCGAAGUGAUGUCAAACUCGAUGGAGAUCUGUGUCAUCAAGGUUGAAAUUCAGGAUUUGAACGAUAACGCACCCAGAUUCCCAACGAGCCACAUUGACAUUGAAAUUUCUGAGAACGCCUCCCCUGGUACCAGGUUUCCUCUAGAGGGGGCAAGCGAUCCGGACUCGGGGAUCUUUGGAGUGCAAUCGUAUUCCAUCACUCCAAAUGAGCUUUUCGGACUAGAAAUAAAGACCAGAGGGGAUGGGUCCAAAAUUGCUGAGCUUGUUGUACAAAAAUCGUUGGACAGGGAGACCCAGUCCCACUACUCAUAUGAAAUUAGCGCAGAAGAUGGAGGAGACCCCCCUAAAAUAGGCGCGGUCCAGUUAAAUAUCAAGGUAAUUGAUUCUAAUGACAACAACCCUGUCUAUGACGAGUCAGUGUACACUGUUAAUGUGAUGGAGAAUUCCCCUAUGAAUACAUUAGUCAUUGACUUGAAUGCAACGGAUCCCGACGAGGGCACGAACGGAGAGGUUGUGUACUCGUUCAACAGUUACGUUGCCGAGAAAACGAGGGAUGCGUUCAAAAUCGACUCCGGAACUGGGAUCAUCACCGUCAACGGCGUUUUGGAUUAUGAAACAGCGAAACUAUACGAGAUCGACGUCCAGGCCAAAGAUUUAGGUCCCAACUCAAUCCCAGCUCACUGCAAAGUCACCGUGAAUGUGAUGGACACGAACGAUAACCCACCUGUCAUCAGUUUACUCUCACUGAACACAGAGUUGGUAGAAGUUAGUGAAAACGCCCAGCGUGGAUAUGUCAUUGCGCUGGUGAGGGUGUCGGAUAAGGAUUCUGGGGCUAAUGGUAAAGUGCAGUGCAGGCUGCAGGGCAAUGUUCCAUUUAGGCUUCAAGAAUAUGAGAGCUUCUCCACGAUACUCGUUGAUGGCAGACUGGACAGAGAGCAAAAGGACACAUAUAACCUGACAAUCCAAGCGGAAGACAGUGGCACGCCCCCUUUACGCGCCUCAAAGUCUCUGGUAGUAAAAGUCUCAGAUGAAAACGAUAACCCUCCCCACUUCCUCAAACCUCACUAUCAAGAGAUGGUGAUGGAAAACAACCUCCCUGGUUCAUGUCUUCUCGCGGUGUCAGCAGAAGACCCAGACCUGGGGAUGAAUGGCACCGUGUCCUAUUCCAUAGUCCCCGGUGAGAUCAAACACAUGGAUGUAAACACAUAUGUCAGCAUCAACCCAUCAGGCCGAAUUUACUCCAUGAGAUCAUUCGACCAUGAAUACACCAGGACUUUUGAUUUCAAAGUGUUGGCCCGAGACAAUGGUAACCCCUCGUUAUCAAGUAACGCCACGGUGCGCAUUGUUGUCCUGGAUGUUAACGAUAACACACCUGUUAUGACAAACCCACCCCUCGUUAAUGGCACGGCGGAGGUGUCCAUCGCCAGGAACGCCGGGGUGGGUUACAUGGUGACCCAAGUUAAAGCGGACGACUACGACGAGGGGGAGAACGGCCGGCUGACAUACACCAUCUCCGAGGGGGACAGGGCUUUCUUUGAGAUCGACCAGGUAAACGGAGAGGUGCGCUCCACCAGGAUGUUUGGAGAAAACGCGAAAUCCACCUACGAGAUCACGGUGGUGGCGAGAGACCACGGCAAGCCCUCCCUGUCCGCCUCGGCCUACAUCGUGGUGUACCUCUCACCGGACCUGAACGCGCAGGAGCCUAUCGGACCUGUCAACCUGUCCCUCAUCUUCAUCAUCGCUCUGGGCUCCAUCGCAGCUAUCCUGUUUGUCACAAUGAUUUUUGUGGCAGUCAAGUGCAAGAGGGAUAACAAGGAGAUCAGAACGUACAACUGCAGUUUCUUCUACUUGCGCAGGGUGGCGGAGUACUCAUAUGGCAACCAGAAGAAGUCCAGCAAGAAGAAGAAGCUGAACAAGAACGACAUUCGCCUGGUGCCACGUGACGUCGAGGAGACAGACAAGAUGAAUGUGGUGAGUUGCUCGUCUCUCACCUCCUCGCUCAACUACUUCGACUACCACCAGCAGAGCUUGCCGCUGGGCUGCAGGCGCUCCGAGAGCACCUUCCUCAACGUGGAGAACCAGAACUCACGCAAUGCAGCUCCCAACCAUGGCUAUCAGCACCCGUUCACUGGGCAGGCCCACCAGCAGCCAGACCUCAUCAUCAACGGCAUGCCACUGCCAGAGACGGAGAAUUAUUCCAUCGACUCCAGUUACGUGAACAGCAGAGCCCACCUCAUUAAAAGGCCCCCAUGUAGCACGUCGACAUUUAAAGACCUGGAGGGGAACAGCCUGAAGGACAGCGGCCACGAGGAGAGCGACCAGACGGACAGUGAACACGACGUCCAGAGAGGACACUAUGUUGACACGGCUGUCAAUGAUGUGCUGAACAUGACUGUCCCUCCCAAUGUUUGCCAGCUGCCAGACCAAGAUCCCAGCGAAGGCUUUCACUGCCAGGACGAGUGUCGCAUCCUCGGCCACUCUGACCGCUGUUGGAUGCCUCGCGUCUCCAUCCCGCCGCGCGCCAAGUCACCCGAGCACGGCCGUAAUGUCAUCGCUUUGUCUAUCGAGGCCACCACAGUGGACGUGCCCCACUACGAGGCUGGCACCGCCAAGAGGACUUUUGCCACCUUCGGCAAGGAUGGGCCGGAGGACGUGGAGCGGGGAGAGUUAAAGGGGAAGCGGACUCAGGAGUCUCAUGUGUGUAGCCCCAAGGCCAAUGGAGGGGCUGUCCGUGAAGCUGGCAACGGGCGCGAGGCGGCCAGCCCCAUCACUUCCCCCGUGCACCUGAAGAGCCCAAUGUCCAAGCCCUCAUCUGCCUACAACACACUGAAAUGCCGCGACGCAGAGCGAAUCGCCAACCACAGCCUGCUGCGGCAGCCUGAGGGGAAGGACAGUGAGCCAGCUGUCAGGGAGAUCAACACACUUCUCCACGAUGGCCGAGACAAGGAAUCCCCCAGCAGCAAGCGCCUGAAGGAUAUUGUGCUCUAGCGAGCUGCUCUAUGACACAAACCAACAUUCGUACACACAGACACACACACACCGUGUGAACUCACAUAUAUGGACCCCACAACAGCUCGGUGUACACAGGAGAAAGUCCGGCUGUGGAAGUAGAGACACACCCAUUUGCAGUAUAUAAUAUUCAAGGACCAGCUCGAGCUGAGGAUGAUGAUAUGCUGCGGCUAGUUGUGCGCUCCAGCCGAGGUAGUGGAUGUGUCUUUGUUGUAGUCGCAGUACUUUUUCCUUGUUUGCUUUGUGUUCAGUUUCUUUCUAUCAGUCUGCAAUGAGUGGACAGGCAGGUUACUGUUGACUGCAUGGACAUGCCCAGUGGACCUCGACAGUGCUUGCACCAAAGCAGAACACUGCGUGUUUGGACACCGGAGAGGUCAAAGUACACUUAUGCCUUUUGAACUACUUUUGUAUCACAAACUGAUAUUUGCCUUCUUUGGUUUUGCAGUUUGUUCUGCCAAAAUCGCUCUUUGUUCCUUUGUAUAGUGAGCUCCAUCAAUGUAAUAAAUGACAUACACAGGAUUCAUCUCAGAAUAUUCCCAAUUUACUCCUUCAACAGUUUGCAGUGUGUUCAGGGGAAGGUCUCAUGUGCCUCCUUCCCUGAAUAAACCUUCUCUGCGUAUCCCUGAGGACAUUCCAGGGUCAUCAGACUGUGAGGUCUUUACAGUAUUUAUAUUUUAUCAAGGAUGGAGCUAAACGAACUCUCGCUAUCUGCCCAGCCACUCUGAACACUGGAACUGGGACAGAAGAAUCCUUGUGUUCAAAUUGACUUGUAUGAAAAAAAUAAUUUUUGAAAUAUCCUGUGCCCAACCUUGAUUGUAGCCAGUGGAGCACAAAUUAGAACAUUGUGCUUUAGUCUUGUACUUUUUUGACUUUUGACUAUGGGGCUAGGAUAGAAGGGAUCGUCACUAAUGUCUUGCUAUGUGAAACUCCCUAUAGGGUUUACUAUUAUCAUUUUUAAUAACCUGUUGUUAUGUGACAAUCCCUUUAAUGUUUUGUUUCAAGAGAAAAAAUACAAAUAAACAUUGGUGUUCAACUGAAGCUACAGUAGCGUUUGUUACACAAACACAAAAAUAAAAAAAUACAUAUAUGCCAAAAUAUAUUUUAUAAAUAAUUUAAAAAUGUAUAAUGAGAAUAUUUAAUGCUGUGUAGUUAUUUUAUGAGUAAGUUAUACUUGAAAUUAACUUGCUUUUGUUCAUUUGUCUUUUGCUUUUAUAUUGAAUCUGAUUUUUUUUUAUUUUCAAAAUGAACAUGGAUUAUUUUUUGUUUACUGUGUGACCCCUGGCAACUGUUGCAGUCUACCUUGUUGUAAAGAGUUUCUUAUUGGUCAGUUCUUGUGCCAUCAAGUUUCUGUGUGGGCUACUAGAAAAUGUAAAAAAAAAAAAAACGACAACAAAAAAGCGAUAUCAGCACCAACAUUAGUGUGUCAGUUCAACGAGCUUAGAGUGAGAUAGCAAAAGAAACCAAAAAAGAUGCAAACAAAACCUUAAAUAUUGCAGGAUGUUGCUUAAUCUUAGUAUCUAAGGAGGAGAAAGAACGGCUCCCAGUGUUCUUCAUGCUGGUCACAGGGUUCCACCGAUUUUAUCAGUCUAAUUGAGUCGCCUUUACUAUUGGGCCAAAUCCAGUUUAAACAAGAUUUUUUCAGCCUCAAUCGAGUGCGUUCGUACGCAAAGACUAGCUUUGCUCAGCACUGCUGUCACCCUGUGCCAUCUGUGUUCAGCUGAUCUAAAAGAUAAGGUUCAGACCAGAGUGGUAUAAACAGGGAUUUCCCCUCCUACGAGCACCACACAACAGACUGGAUGGAAUCAUGUUUGAUCAAACUAAGGUCUUGGAAGAACCGUGUUGCACAUCAGCAAUGUAGUUUUAUGUUGCUUUGCAGUAAACUGUGUACAAUGUGGAAAAAUAUGAAUGAAUUGAAAAAUUGCAUACAACAAACUAGAUCUUGUAGCUGAAUGUUUUGCUGGUCUCACCCAUGGCUUCAGGCAACAUGAAAAUCGGAAUAAUCACUGAAUGUAUACAGCAGCUUAUAAUUAAACUAUUAAAUGUC
Molecule: messenger RNA, 6453 nt
Organism: Pseudoliparis swirei
Lineage: Eukaryota; Metazoa; Chordata; Actinopteri; Perciformes; Liparidae
Gene: pcdh19
Product: protocadherin 19
Exons: 5
Coding region: 1092-4388 (1098 amino acids)
Biological process (GO): homophilic cell-cell adhesion
Cellular component (GO): plasma membrane
Molecular function (GO): calcium ion binding
Source: RefSeq, a predicted model, not a curated record